Messenger RNA from Drosophila willistoni, 2275 nucleotides. RefSeq lists its product as uncharacterized. The record is from RefSeq and is a predicted model, not a curated record. The transcript has 2 exons. Bases 100 to 2241 code for a protein of 713 amino acids. Lineage: Eukaryota; Metazoa; Arthropoda; Insecta; Diptera; Drosophilidae.
AAACAAGUAAAGUCACCAAAAACUAUUUUGAAUAAUUAGUAAGCAUUGAGAGAAUAUAUAUAGUUUUAGGCAUAUUUUUUUAAUCGUUAAAACGAAAGUAUGUCCUGGAGUUUCCACUAUGGUCGUCGCAAAGUAAUACUUUUAGCUGUGCUUUUGCUGCUAUUAGUUUUUAUUUAUGCUAGUCGCAAAACUAUUCAAUUUGAAGUAUACACAAAAAAUAUCGUUACAAGUCCAGUAACACAAUCAACUAAACUGAAAGCCACUUCGUUAAGCGUCCCGAAUGUCACAGAGUUAGCAGAAGUGACAGAGGAACCAGGUCCAGCAGGAAAAUUCUAUGUAUUUUCAUCAAAGUGUAAAAUACCCUAUGUUGAUCCAUUUACAAAUGAAAGCAUUGAUGAACCGAUACCAUUACGCUCUUGUACCAAUGAACCGGAUUUGUUCAAUGUGCAUUUUGAUACCCAGUCGAAGCGUUAUGUAAUACAUGUGGAUACGCAGGUAGCUUUGACAAUGUAUUCCAACUAUUCGGAUUAUAGUUGUACCUAUCAAGAGAUUAAGCGUGGAGCAAAUGAUUCUUAUAGUGUAUUGCGAGCUAAAAACUAUCUUAAACAAGAUUGGAUGGUGCCGCAACACUUUCUGGGUGUUUUACUAGAGUGCCGGGAGUACUCGAAUUCUUUAAGAGUUUUACAGAGAGAUGCCUUUGCCUUUGUUCAAUAUCCAAGCUAUCGGAAUGAUAGAAAUGAUGCAGAAAGAAGUUUAACUCAUCCCAGUGUCCUGUUGUUUGGCAUUGACAGUAUGUCACGAAUAAAUUUUCAACGCACUAUGCCAAAGUCAGCGGAAUUUGUCACUCAGCCAGGCUGGUACGAGAUGCAAGGCUAUAACAAGGUGGGUGACAAUACAUUGCCCAAUCUCUUGGCCAUACUGACAGGUCGCACUCCACGACAAUGGAGGGUUACCUGUGAUGUUCGAAAACCAGGAUGUUUUGAUUAUAUCGACUAUUGGUGGAAUCAUUUUAGUGAUGCGGGCUAUUUGACUGCCUAUGCAGAGGAUCUAGCGUCGAUUUCCACAUUUAACUAUCUUAAAUAUGGCUUUCAGAGACAACCAGUUAACUAUUAUCUGCGCCCAUUUUUAGUCGUUAUUGAAAAUGCUAUGCAGACAAUUACGUACUAUCAUUCGGCGUAUUGUGUUGGCCGUCGUUAUAGUUUUAGCUAUGUUUUUGACUUUGCUCAUCAGUUGAUUCAACGUUUUAUUCGCGAGACACCCAAACCAAUCUUUGGUCUUUUCUGGACUUCUUCAUUUACCCAUGAAGACUACCGCGGUGGCUAUAACUUGGAUUCCCAUUUUGUUGACUAUCUUACACGGUUUCAGGAACAGGGCCUUUUCGACAAGGCCAUUGUUAUACUAUUGAGCGAUCAUGGUCGUCGCUUUGGCCCACUGACAGAGCUGCCUUCUGGCUAUAUAGAAGAACGAUCGCCCAUGUUGCAUAUUUAUCUGCCAGAAUGGUAUCGAAAAAAGUAUCCAAGCAUUGCUAAUGCGCUGCAACAAAAUCGACAACGUCUAUGCUCCAAUUUCGAUCUAUAUUUGGGCAUUCGACAAGUGCUCGAACAAGUACGUCCUCGUGCCCAUUAUUACUUUCCAGCGCAGUGUCCUCAGUGCCGCUCGAUUUUCAGAAGGCUACCAAAGAGUCGUAGUUGCCAAGAUGCUGGCAUACCGGAACACUAUUGCACUUGUGAUCCUUUUAUAGCGAUUCCUCCUCGAGGUUUUUUAGUCUAUCUCACUCGUCUGUUGGUCAAUCGUAUGAACAAACAUCUGCAACGCAUGGGUCAUGAGAAUGAUUGUUAUCACCUUUGGCUCAAAGGAAUACAUCGAAUCGAACAGAAACAGUAUUUCAAUAAAUCUGGUCAUCAAAUUCCUUCACCCAUGGGGUAUAAUACUUAUCGAGUAAAGUUUUCUACUAAACCAAAUUCGGGCUUAUUUCGUGCAACUUUUAUGUGCAAUAAUGACAUCGAAAUAGUGAAUAUGCGAGUGGAUAGGAUAACCCGUCUUAAUACCUAUCGCGACGAAUCCUAUUGUGUAGAAGAAGCUCAAUCAAGAAAGUUUUGCCUAUGCCUCAAGACCAAAAACCAAUUUCUUGAUUCAAAUGAAUUGGGAAAUAAUAAGAGUAAUAUAGCAAAAAAGAAACCAUUUAAAACUAAAGACACUCUGUUAACAGACGAUGCUGAUUAUGAUGAACUCAUCGAUUAAAAUGGAGUAUUUAAAUUUUAAAAUGUUCUUUGAU